Molecule: messenger RNA, 1035 nt
Organism: Sphenostylis stenocarpa
Lineage: Eukaryota; Viridiplantae; Streptophyta; Magnoliopsida; Fabales; Fabaceae
Source: the annotation of a GenBank genome assembly
AUGGCCACAGUUUAUGCUGUAGAGAAAGAACCAUGCUAUAAAGACGGCAGAGGAUCUGCGGAGACCGAACAGAGAACAGCCAUGGCCCGACGACUCCCUCACGUUGUGGGAUUGACCAAAAUGUGCAGGAACAGGAAGAUCUCCUUCAAAUCUUUGGAUCCUCCUUCCUCCCUCACCCAUGGAAUCCAUGUCUUUUAUUGCCCUGACGCCGUUGGAAUUGUUGCCAAGCUAUCGGAUUGUAUUGCUUCUCGAGGGGGAAACAUUCUCGCUGCUGAUGUUUUUGUUCCUGAAAAUAAACAAGUCUUUUACUCGAGAAGUGAUUUUGUUUUUGAUCCUGUUAAAUGGCCACGUGUGCAAAUGGAGGAGGACUUUCUAAAGCUUUCACAAACAUUCAAUGCAAUAAGAUCUGUUGUAAGAGUGCCAGCCCUGGAUCCUAAAUACAAGAUAGCAGUUCUAGCAUCAAAGCAGGACCACUGCCUGGUUGACUUAUUACAUGGAUGGCAGGACGGAAGACUUCCGGUAGAUAUCACUUGUGUAAUUAGUAACCAUUAUAGAGGCUCAAACACCCAUGUGAUUCGUUUUCUUGAAAGGCAUGGUAUUCCUUAUCAUUAUUUAUGCACAACGAAAGAAAACAAAAGAGAAGGGGAGAUGUUGCAGCUGGUUCAGAAUACUGAUUUUUUAGUACUUGCUAGGUAUAUGCAGAUAUUAUCUGGAAACUUUUUAAGGAGCUACGGGAAUGAUAUAAUUAACAUUCAUCAUGGCCUGUUGCCAUCAUUCAAAGGUGGCAAUCCAUCUAAACAGGCCUUUGAGGCAGGUGUUAAAUUAAUUGGUGCAACAAGUCACUUUGUGACUGAAGAACUUGAUGCUGGACCUAUAAUUGAACAAAUGAUUGAGAGGGUUUCCCAUAGAGAUAACUUGCAGAGCUUUGUGCAGAAAUCAGAAAACCUAGAGAAGCAAUGCCUUUCCAAGGCUAUCAGAUCUUAUUGUGAACUUCGAGUGUUACCUUAUGAAGAAAAGAAGACUGUUGUAUUUUAA